AAUACUCGGAGCAGAAUACGCCGGUUGGGAUGCGGCGCGCGUUUAUAGCGCGCUAUGAUACUGAUUCCCCCCCCCCCCCCCGAACUUGUGGUGGACUCCGAUGCGCAUACACUGCCGCGAGUGUGUGUCGACUGUCGGUCUGUCGAGCUCCCGAUCUCGCUUUGAACAUGGCUACGAUGGAGUGCAAGCCGAAUGAAAAUUCCAGCUCGGAGAUGCUGUCCAAGUCCCCGGCGUUCGGCAGCGAGAUCAUGGACAACAUCAAGGAGCAAGACAACGUCGGCAUACCCCUGCAGACUUCCUGGACAUUCUGGCUCGACAAAGCAAUUUCUGGAACAACUACUGAAGAAUACAAGGCCAACUUGAAGAAAAUUUACACAGUCAGCACUGCACAGAGCUUUUGGGCUGUUUUUAACAACAUUCCUAAUGCUGGUGAUAUGCAGGUCCGCUACAGUUACCACCUAAUGCGAGACGAGCGAUACCCUCUUUGGGAAGAGCCGGCUAAUCAGAACGGCGGUACCUGGCGAUUCAAGUGCCAUAAGAUCGACACGGCAAACGUUUGGAAGGAAGUUGUUCUGGCCGCUAUAGGCGAGCAGUUUAGCGAAAGCUUGGACGAAAACGACGAGAUCUGCGGCAUCACUGUAUCCAUUCGGGACCGAGAUGAUCUCAUUCAGAUUUGGAAUAUUGAUGCGUCAUUAGCACCAAAGGCUUCUGUCAUAGCAAAGGUGCAUAGCCUCGUUCCAGAGGUCACGUUCCUUGCAGAGUUUUACAAACCUCACCGUUCUCAUCACGCUUACAAUCGUCAUUGAGGGCUGUACGAAUCUCGUAUUCAAACUGCUGCUGUAAAUGGAUGAAGUACAAAUAAGAGGUCGCUGUACAGAGCCAAUAAGUAUACCAAAAGCGAAGAGUAAUUUUUUUGACGAAACGCAUAGCCCACUUUACCCCACUUGUAUGUUAUAAUUUUUGUUACGUAAGUAAUGUAUACAUACUAUUGAAUGUGAUUCAGCUGUAAAAAGUGUCAAAGUAUAUUUUUUAUAUUUAUAUGUCGCAAAAAUAUUUCUUUGCAUCCCGGCUCCGCGCAAUAAGUCGGAGAUGUCCCCGUAAAUGCGUAGGUUGAGAGCAGUAAAAAUCAAAUGGAAAAACCUCGGGAAAAGCCCGAAACGAGCUACCUUCCGCAAAAGGAGAAGAACACGUGCGCCUAUGUGUCCAUCUCGGAGAAGAACUCGUUAAUCGCAAGCGCUUAUAUACUUCUGAGAGAGAGAGAGAGAGAGAGAGAAGAGGACUCUCGCGCCGCGACUGGCGCCAAGAAUAUGCUCAGCGAGAAGAAAAGAUCGCCUAUUAAUUAACCGGUCGCGCCAGCAUAAGUACCCGCGGACGUAAAUCCGAAUUUCGAUCUUGGAACAAGAUGUACGUGAUUGAUAAGGCACAUAACGCGCGUAAAUGUGACGCGAUGAGGCUGGAACGCAAUAUUUGACGGGAAAACAUUUUUACGAGCGUCCGAUUCUCCGAAAGUGGUAAACAAAUUAUGAUGAGAGAAAGAGUCGGUGUGUAGGUGCCGUUGCGACGCGCGCAUGCCGUGCGAAAAAUUAUGAUUUCUUGCCAAGGGAUUUGCAUACAUUAUAAGACGUCAAGACUGACGGUCUACAGCUGUCAUUUGUCCAAAUUAUCGUCAUUUCUUCGCAAUAACGUGAGAUAUCGCCGGAGUGCGCGAUACGCGGCACACGGGCUGUUGAUGUAUAGACUCGUAAAGAUUAUUAUUCAAUUGGACUUGAUUAUAGCGCCGUCUAUGUAAAACAUAAUGGCAAAAUUUGAAUCGAUCAUUAUCAGAAUCUAUUAUUGUAAGGAGAAGACUUCUCCUAGGUGUGCAUGUAAUAAAUAGUUUUCUUUUUUAAAAAAACAA
Messenger RNA from Nasonia vitripennis (jewel wasp), 1897 nucleotides. RefSeq names its product eukaryotic translation initiation factor 4E type 3. The record is from RefSeq and is a predicted model, not a curated record. Gene Ontology annotation, molecular function: RNA 7-methylguanosine cap binding; translation initiation factor activity. Gene Ontology annotation, biological process: translational initiation. NCBI's taxonomy places the organism in Eukaryota, Metazoa, Arthropoda, Insecta, Hymenoptera, Pteromalidae. Gene Ontology annotation, cellular component: eukaryotic translation initiation factor 4F complex. The transcript has 6 exons. The coding region runs from base 30 to 806 and encodes 258 amino acids.